AUGAUUUACCUGCUCGCCAUUCCUGUCCUCGCGGCCUGCGUGUACCGAUAUAUCAUCUACCCCCUAUACUUCUCGCCGCUUGCCCGGAUCCCCAAAGCGCACUUCACUUCGCCAUUUCUUCCGACAUGGCUAUGGUGGAUACGCAACUACCGCUGCCGUGAAGUAUCGACCAUUUAUGCCUUGCACAAGAAGCUGGGGCCGAUCGUCCAGCUCGCCCCGAACGAAGUCAGCGUCAACUCGGCCAACGGGCUCAAGACCAUCUACCUCGGCGGCUUCCCCAAGGACAACUAUUAUGAAGAUCUGUUUAUGAAUUAUGAGCGAUACCCUAACCUAGCCAGUAUGCUGUCCUUCAAGGCUCACUCAGAGCAGAAGAGGAUGGUGUCCCGUGUCUAUUCAAAGUCUUUCAUCCUGGCCUCGGAAGAUUUGAGAGUCGCCUCAGAACAGCUGAUCUGGGAGAGAUACCUACCCAUGUUCGAGAGAAUAGCACAGCCGCCAUCGUUCCCUUCCGACCGUGAGGAGGAGCGAAUGAACUUGGGUCCUGAAAAGACGCUGAACGUCUUCCCUCCUUUCCAGGCAGUGGGUAUGGAUUUCAUGACAGCAUAUCUCUUCGGAAUUGAUGCCAGCACAGAUUUCCUCCGUGACACCGAGUAUCGAGACCACUGGCUCAAGCUAUAUUCUGUGUUCAAGACCCAGCUUCCAAAGCAACGAGCGUUCGGAGAGGUUGAGAACCUCUGUUUGAAGAUGUGCGAUCAAGUUGCGAGCCAGCUAUCCUGCAAAGCGAAGGGAGAGGCCGACCUCAAGUCUGGCUCUACCAAGCCUGUGGUAUAUGGUCAACUCUUUCAAGGCAUAUUCUCCCAGGUCAACCCAAACAGUGAUGCUGAGAAGGCUGAUGCCAGGUUUCGAGUCGCCUCCGAGAUGAUGGACCAUAUAGUCGCCGGCCAUGAAACAACCGGGAUAACACUAACGUAUAUCGUCUAUGAAAUGUCCCGGAAUCCUGAACUGCAGGCAAAACUACGAGAAGAGCUGCUCACCUUGUCUCCUCCAAUCUUCUAUAAACAAGACAGCAUCUCUAAGACCACCGAUGGCGAAAAGGAAAAAGGCAGCCGGCUCCCUUCAUUCCAUUCUCUUGACGAACUUCCAUUGCUCAACGGCAUCGUGCAUGAGACUCUUCGAGUAUAUCCAGCAGCACCUCUUCCACUACCUCGAAUCGUUCCCGCUGGUAAACCGGUAGAGCUGGAAGGUUAUCAGAUACCCGCCGGCACCCGCGUAAUGUCAUCUGCAUACACAUUGCAUCGAAACCCAGAGGUAUUCCCUGAACCUGAGAGCUGGAAGCCCCAUCGAUGGGUCGAAGCAGAUAAAACACAGCUUGAAAAGAUGAGACGACUCUUCUGGGCAUUUGGAAGCGGUGGAAGGAUGUGUCUGGGAAGCAACUUUGCUCUUCAGGAUAUCAAACUCGCCAUUGCCGCACUUUACACGAACUAUACUACAUUCGUAGUCGGCAACGAUAGUAUGGAACAAACCGAAACGUUCAUAGCGCAGCCAGUUUCAGGGAAGCUGGUCAUCGGAGUUAAGCAUGUCUAA
Nannizzia gypsea CBS 118893 is the source of this 1581-nucleotide messenger RNA. RefSeq lists its product as hypothetical. Gene Ontology annotation, molecular function: iron ion binding; heme binding; monooxygenase activity. NCBI's taxonomy places the organism in Eukaryota, Fungi, Ascomycota, Eurotiomycetes, Onygenales, Arthrodermataceae. The coding region runs from base 1 to 1581 and encodes 526 amino acids. The transcript is spliced from 2 exons. The record is from RefSeq and is a predicted model, not a curated record.